Nerophis lumbriciformis (worm pipefish) is the source of this 1114-nucleotide messenger RNA. It is a transcript of the gene endog, whose product is annotated as endonuclease G. Gene Ontology annotation, molecular function: metal ion binding; nucleic acid binding; RNA endonuclease activity. Lineage: Eukaryota; Metazoa; Chordata; Actinopteri; Syngnathiformes; Syngnathidae. Gene Ontology annotation, cellular component: nucleus; mitochondrial inner membrane. Gene Ontology annotation, biological process: apoptotic DNA fragmentation. The record is from RefSeq and is a predicted model, not a curated record.
CGUCAUCUACGCGCGCCCGCCCGAGCACCAUGAGACGCUGGUGGCGCACCGCCGCGACCUUGUCGCUCGGAGCGGUCCUCGGGGCGUCGGCAAGCCGCCUGUGGACGCACACGCCCGGCGACCAGCACCACCGAGAUGACGGCCUCCUGGCGCAAGCUCCGGUGGUACCGGUACCGCGCGUCCACGCCGCCGAACUGACGGUGAGUCCAGGUUCUUCUGGCGCGCUGAUGAAGUACGGCUUCCCGUCGCUGACCCACGUGAGGACCAGGGAGUCGUACGUCAGCUCGUACGACCCACGGACCAGAACGCCGUCGUGGGUCAUCGAGCGGCUCAGCGGCACCUCCCUCAGCGGCUCGGCGGACAGGAAGUUCUGCGACUUCAAGGAGGACGACAGCCUGCACGUCUACCACCGCGCCACCAACGCAGACUACAGGGGGAGUGGCCUCGACAGGGGUCACAUGGCCGCAGCAGCCAACCACAAGUGGAGCCAGAAAGCCAUGGAAGACACCUUCUACCUGAGCAACGUGGUCCCUCAGAACCCUCACCUGAACCAGAACGCUUGGAACAAUCUGGAGAAGUUGUGCCGCUCUCUGACCAAACGCUACGCAAACGUGUACGUGUGCACGGGCCCGCUCUACCUGCCCAGGCAGGAAGCGGACGGCAAGCUUUACGUGCGCUAUCAGGUCCUGGGUCGCAAUCACGUCGCCGUGCCGACGCACUUCUUCAAGGUGCUGAUCCUGGAGCAGGUCCAGGGCGAGGGGGUGGAGCUUCGAUCGUACGUUCUCCCAAACGAGCCCGUGGAUGAGAAGAUUCCUCUGGAGCGUUUUCUGGUUCCCAUAGAAACCAUCGAGCGGGCCUCGGGACUCCUGUUCGUCCCCAACAUCAUGAAGAGGAGCGGCAGUCUGCACGCCAUCGCCUCCAAAUGACCCUCGCCAUCCAACCUUCUUGUUUCAUACUGCAGUCCUAGUAAGAGCCAAUUAUAUUGGAUUUCUGUCCCAAAUAAAGCUCAUAGUUUCUUUAUGGAUGUUCAUAUUUGUGACAAGAUGGCCAUAAAGUCUUGAACACUACAUAAGCAAAUAAAACAUGUGGAAACGAUGAAAAGUUUGAUCAUAGA